AUGAUCCCAUUGGGCAUGCUCAAGUAUGUUAACGCAUACUUUGGAAUCUUUCUUACUGGCGCUGGGAUAAAUGGCCUUCUUAAUCCAACACACAUGGGGCAGCUCUUUGGAGUGAAGGAGGUCAGCAAUGAGAUGGCUGUCUUCGUCCCCGCUUUUGGUGGUCGAACCUUAGCAGCUGGAGUUGCUCUGUGGUGGAUGAUUUUGGCCGGCCAUCACAGGGCAAUCGGCAUAUUCAUGACGAGCUGGGCUAUUGCAGGGAUCGCAGACACAUACUUAUUGCUAUCGUAUAAAGGCGAGGUCGACUCAGUCUGGAUACACAUCAUCAAUACAUGUAUCCUCAUUGCCGGUGGAAUUUCGCAGCUACAGUUGUAA
Messenger RNA from Clonostachys byssicola, 372 nucleotides. NCBI's taxonomy places the organism in Eukaryota, Fungi, Ascomycota, Sordariomycetes, Hypocreales, Bionectriaceae. The record is from the annotation of a GenBank genome assembly.